AUGUAUAGGGCAACGACCACGAAAAUAUCCUGCAAGUAUGACAAAGCUGCCCAGCUCCAGCUUAUGGCCGAGGUCUAUCAAUAUGCCCUCUUCACAAUAGUAGCUGCUGCUCGUAAUGACGCCCAAGCAGGCAUCAGCAUCACAAAUAAAUCUAUUCAACAAAGAGCGCCCAUAUCAAUACCGAACACUGGCACCACCACCACGAGACGGAUGGAGAGA
Molecule: messenger RNA, 219 nt
Organism: Neurospora tetrasperma FGSC 2508
Lineage: Eukaryota; Fungi; Ascomycota; Sordariomycetes; Sordariales; Sordariaceae
Exons: 2
Source: RefSeq, a predicted model, not a curated record